UUCUUUCUCUCUCUUCUUUCUUGCCACCUCCACUUAUUCUUCUCCAUUUUCCUCUGUCUGUUCUUCAUUUUCUAUCUGAAAAACAGUAAAAAAGAACAUUUUUUUGGCUUUCAUUGAUACCCCUUUUGUUUCUCUCUGAAUUUUGCAUCACGAGCCUUAGCUCUCAGCAUGGUUUCAGUUGGAGCUGUUCAUAGUGCGGUCUAUGUGCUCCUGCUUUCAGUCACUCUGGUUUUGGGUGGGGACAUAGUUCACCAUGAUGAUGUUGCCCCCAUAAGGCCUGGUUGUGACAACAACUUUGUUUUGGUAAAAGUCCCCGCUUGGAUUGAUGGUGUGGAAAAAAAUGAGUAUGUUGGUGUUGGUGCGAGGUUUGGCCCUACGUUGGAAUCAAAAGAAAAACGUGCCAAUCUUACCAGAGUUGUCAUGGCUGAUCCUCCUGAUUGUUGUACAAAGCCUAAGAAUAAACUCACCAGCGAGAUAAUUUUGGUGCACCGAGGAAAAUGCAGUUUCACUACAAAGGCGAAUAUUGCUGAUGAAGCUGGUGCUUCAGCCAUCCUCAUUAUAAACUACCGUACAGAACUUUUCAAGAUGGUUUGUGAAGAAAAUGAAACUGAUGUUGAUAUAGGAAUACCUGCUGUCAUGCUUCCCCAAGAUGCUGGAUUGACUUUGGAAAGGCAUAUUAAAAAUAACUCCAAUGUGUCCAUACAGUUAUACUCUCCAUUGCGCCCAUUGGUUGAUGUUGCGGAAGUGUUUUUGUGGCUUAUGGCUGUUGGUACCAUUUUAUGUGCUUCAUAUUGGUCUGCCUGGAGUGCUAGAGAAGCAGCUAUUGAGCAAGAGAAGCUUUUAAAGGAUGCUUCAGAUGACUAUACUAAUACAGAAAAUGUUGGUUCCACUGGUUAUGUGGAAAUUAGUACCAUAGCAGCAAUCUUAUUCGUCGUGAUUGCUUCAUGUUUCUUGGUUAUGCUGUAUAAAUUAAUGUCAUUCUGGUUUGUUGAAGUUCUGGUGGUUCUGUUUUGCAUUGGCGGGGUAGAGGGACUGCAAACUUGUUUGGUGGCCCUAUUAUCAUGUUUUAGAUGGUUUCGCCAACCUGCCCAGACAUUUGUGAAGAUACCCUUCUUUGGAGCUAUCUCAUAUCUGACACUUGCUGUUACUCCAUUCUGCAUAGUGUUUGCUGUGGUUUGGGCGGUUUGUCGCCAUGAUUCAUGGGCUUGGAUCGGUCAGGAUAUCCUUGGUAUCACAUUGAUAAUUACAGUUCUUCAGAUUGUUCGCAUACCAAAUCUAAAGGUUGGGACUGUUCUUCUCAGUUGUGCAUUCCUAUAUGACAUCUUCUGGGUGUUUGUCUCUAAAUGGUGGUUCCAUGAGAGUGUGAUGAUAGUGGUAGCUCGUGGUGAUAAGAGUGGAGAAGAUGGCAUUCCCAUGCUUCUCAAGAUACCUCGUCUAUUUGACCCUUGGGGUGGUUACAGUAUCAUUGGAUUUGGGGACAUAAUCUUACCAGGACUUAUAGUGGCAUUUUCACUAAGGUAUGAUUGGUUGGCAAAGACGAACCUUCGUGCUGGAUACUUCUUGUGGGCAAUGACUGCUUAUGGUUUAGGUCUCCUCAUCACAUAUGUGGCUUUGAACUUGAUGGAUGGGCAUGGUCAGCCAGCUUUGCUUUAUAUAGUUCCAUUUACACUUGGCACCUUUUUGUCAUUGGGAAAAAAGAGAGGCGAACUCAAGAUUUUAUGGACAAGAGGGGAACCAGAAAGGCCUUGCUGUCAUAUCCAAGAGGAUAAUCAAUCAACUAACAGCCACCAUUGAACAGCAGCAGGCUUGUAUCCUACUUGGUAUAUUAAUCUAUAGGAGAGUGGUAGAAACUCCUAGGACAUUGUGUAACUUUGUUGUAACAAUUUCAGCCAAAUGGUAUGAUAGCAUGCACUUAAAUCCUCCUGAGAGAUAUCACCCAAUUGUUCUGAUAUUGAAGAGGACCAUGAAUCUGUGUACUGUAACCUUAUUUUUUGUGAGAUAGCAGAUGGAGAAUCCAUGAGGGUCUGAACAAAACCAUGCCUUUGCCAACCAAAAUGUCAAGAAGCAAAGAUACAUGCAUAGAAAAUUCCGAUCCAAGAGGGGAGGCACUGUUGGAAAGGCUGCUAACACUGAGAAGCUGCUGUUUACUAUAUAAGCAUAACUUAUGUUGUAUUAUUAUCAUCAUUACUAUUGUUAAUGUUGUAUUGUAUGGGAUUUGAAGUUGAAGUUAGCUAAAUUUUUGUUCCUGUAAGAUUUUUCAUGUUACCAAUUUCCUUAAAUCUUUCGAGAUGAAGAGGAAAGACAUUGAUCUGUCUAGUCUUUGGUGUUUUGUAUAUGCCAGUUCUUGCAUGAAAAGUUGGCUA
This is a messenger RNA of Vigna unguiculata (cowpea), 2363 nucleotides long. It is a transcript of the gene SPPL4, whose product is annotated as SIGNAL PEPTIDE PEPTIDASE-LIKE 4. Gene Ontology annotation, cellular component: lumenal side of endoplasmic reticulum membrane; Golgi-associated vesicle membrane; lysosomal membrane. Gene Ontology annotation, molecular function: aspartic endopeptidase activity, intramembrane cleaving. Lineage: Eukaryota; Viridiplantae; Streptophyta; Magnoliopsida; Fabales; Fabaceae. Gene Ontology annotation, biological process: membrane protein proteolysis. The record is from RefSeq and is a predicted model, not a curated record.